AUGAAGGGAUCUCGACAGGUUCUUGCUAAUAUCCGUCCUGGUAUCAACUGGAGUCUUCGUUCACAACAACAACAACAACAACAACAACGGGUGAUAUUACCAAUUCGUGUGUAUAUUGCCGCGGCGAUGUGUGUCUCAGCAGCGAGAAGUCUUCACACACCACUGCAGCAGCAGAUGCGUACACUUCAUCUCUCCGCUAUUGUACGUUCCACCGCAGAAACCCCUUUAACACCAACAUCAGAAAAUAACAACAAUAACAGUGAAAAUAAUAAUAACAAUAAUAAAAAUAAUAGCGUGACGGCACUAGAUAUAGCUAUUCGCGUGAAUAAACUAAAGCGACUACAUCAGACCGGCGGUGGUCCAAGUGGGAAGAAGCGGAUUGAGUUAGACGCCUGGAAUGAUCUCAACAGUCUCACGGAUGAACAAAUUAACGCCGCGGAGGGAAAAGCCGUCUCACUGCUGCUCAACUCAUGGGCGUACUUUGCAAAGUAUUGGGAACAGGGAAAAAAUGGACCGGCGGAGGCCUCCACCGCCUCUGCAGGUGAAGUCUCUUCUCACAGUGAAGAAGCACAGAGAGACAGUGAGAAGGCAAAGGAAUGA
This is a messenger RNA of Trypanosoma theileri, 600 nucleotides long. RefSeq lists its product as uncharacterized. Lineage: Eukaryota; Euglenozoa; Kinetoplastea; Trypanosomatida; Trypanosomatidae. The transcript has a single exon. The coding region runs from base 1 to 600 and encodes 199 amino acids. The record is from RefSeq and is a predicted model, not a curated record.